Molecule: messenger RNA, 465 nt
Organism: Plasmopara halstedii
Lineage: Eukaryota; Oomycota; Peronosporomycetes; Peronosporales; Peronosporaceae
Exons: 2
Coding region: 1-465 (154 amino acids)
Source: RefSeq, a predicted model, not a curated record
AUGGCCAACCGUAGUGCACAAGAGCUCGCUGAAAACGUUUUAUCGCUCUACGAUGGCGUGGAUAAUAUUCAAGCUCAAUUUCGUGUGCUGUCAAAGUUUGUCAAGUCUAGCAAAGCGACGUUGGUGCGUGGCUCAAUGGCUGGUGUGUCGGUGCUUACCAUUGAUAGCUCUCAGGUUUUCCGUCUUAAGCCGUUUCCGAGCUUUAUGAAGGUUGUGCUGCGGGUAUUCUCGGUUCUGGAGCUUAAGAAUGGUCGCAUUGCGUCACACACGGACCACUAUGACUUCUACUCAGUACUAGCGAACGUUCCAUUUGUUUCUUUCUUUUACGCACAAUUUCGUCCAAUGUUUGGCUCUGUCAGCUCUGCUGUUAUCAAGCGUCUUGUACCACCACAGGCGAAGCCAGCGAUUUUGGCUCAUAAGGUUGAAUCGGACAGCAAUGGUGUUGCUACAGCAGCAGCAACCUAA